AUGGACUCGAAAAGACUUCGUCACAAGGCAUUGAGAGAUGCUUGUCAGGCGGAACUUUCGAAACAAACCCGAUUUUUAGAUAAAUGGCAAACAGUCAACGAGAAAACCCUAAGCCAGGAGGAGGAAACGAUGAGGAGACAACUGGAACGUUUGCAGAAGGACAAGGCAAGAUUCUCAUUGGAAAAUGAAAUGAAGGAGCAGUAUAGAGGAAAAAGGAGAUUUUCGGAAUAUGACAGUCAUAAUGAACAGAUGAUACGAAGAAGCAGUUUUUCCUCUUACUUGCCAAAGAUAGCAGACAAAAGUAGUUUCCAUUCAAACGAGGCACUUCUGAAUCAGCCGAGAAGCCACCGACAGCUGAAAAUAGAAUCUGAAGCCCUAGCACAAGCAUCCCAAAAUUCACUCCAAGGGGUUCCGAAAGACUCAGUGACGAAAUUUCCGAAGAUUCAUAAACAUGACAAGCACCACUUAACCAAAGAGCGGAGAAAAUCUAUGCCUGCAGGGCAUGUCUACCCCCGAAAAGAAAAGCAACAGUUGAGCGAAAAAGGGAAGAAAAAACACAGUACAAUGCCGAUGAUUAUUGUGACGGAUAUGACAAGUAGUCCGGCAGAGGACCAGGUUGUAUUAUUUCAAGAUGACCGAGUCAACAGUCAAAGCGAGGCUCUAGGUAGCAAACAUGCACUCGAUAAAAACCGCCAAAGCUCAGAGAGGCGUGUCAGUCUACAUGACCAGGAUAGACAUGACUUUAGAGGGAGUCAAAAACGCCUAGAUCGGCAACAGCACAAAAGUAACGACUCGUUGGCGAGAGGGAGCCACCAGUACAUUGAUCACCAUGAUCACGUGAACGAAACAGAGGAACUGACGUCACUGUACGAUAUGGCAAUACAGACGGUAGCUUCUGCACACGAAUCUGCCUUUACCCAAGUCCAAGAUGUUCAUAGGCGCUCCAUACCAAACUGGAAGGACGACACUAAAUUCCCAGAUGCAAAACAGAUGGACCUGUCAUCUCUACAGGAACUAGAGACCAUGUUAAAGGAUGCUCGCCAGUACAAUACAAGAAAACAGAGGGAAGGCGACUAUGGUCUACAUACUGCUGAGAACCGACAGCAACGCCGCCGACUUCAGUUCCUGGAGGAGAUUUUACAGGCGCUAAGUGGCGAGCACGUUGUUGAAUUUGAUCCCAUGGAGAUGCUGCAGUGCGGUUACCUGAGGUUGUCAAAGUCCAACAUAGACCGACUCGAGCAUAUGGUCCGCGAUUUAGGUAUUGAUCCGGGUAUUCAUGCGCACAGUGACGUCUCAGAUCACGAUAUCUGGCAGGAACUGCGGGAAUUACGUCAGAACGAGGCUUUGGAGCGUGAACGGGAGCGAGAACAAUAUCAGAAAGAGGCUCAUGGGAGAAGAAGCAGACAAAGCAUGAGGAGAGUUUCUUCUGAUAUCAAGCAGCAAGUGCCCAUACACAUGCCAUCUUCAGUCUGUUCAGAUACAUCAGCGUGUUGUGAACUGAACUUUACCUGUGAAUUUUUAGCACAGAACAGCCAUAUGCGGCGAAGGACGAAAAUCAGCUACGAAUGGACAGGUAUAUCGAGGAUGAUGUGUCCGAUUGUGGUAACUGAAGGCUCUCCAUACCAUCACGCUGCCGCCAUCCCAUAUGUUAUCCCGCAGGACACAACAAUCGGCGUAACGUUCGUUACGUCGACGCCACACACGCAAUCGGCCAUCAGCAUGGGAAAAAUGGAAUCAAGACUCAUCUGA
Ylistrum balloti is the source of this 1749-nucleotide messenger RNA. RefSeq lists its product as uncharacterized. The coding region runs from base 1 to 1749 and encodes 582 amino acids. NCBI's taxonomy places the organism in Eukaryota, Metazoa, Mollusca, Bivalvia, Pectinida, Pectinidae. The transcript has 10 exons. The record is from RefSeq and is a predicted model, not a curated record.